Symbiodinium necroappetens is the source of this 3483-nucleotide messenger RNA. NCBI's taxonomy places the organism in Eukaryota, Dinophyceae, Suessiales, Symbiodiniaceae. The record is from the annotation of a GenBank genome assembly.
AUGGCACUCGCAGGGCUGGAUGAAGAGCUUACACGCAAGAUCCGUUCCGCCCGGCCUAAGCCUGCGCCGAAUGCUCGGCGCGGGGAAGCCUACCUUGAAGGCCGUGGAAGUGGAGAGGCUCAUGAGCUGCGGGAUGCAGCUGCUGCGGACGCUCUGCUGGUCGCUCGCGUGACGAGCCUGGCCCCGCUCUUGCACGCCACUCGCGUGGCUGGAAAGUCGAUCCAGGCUGCUGCGGCGGGCCUGCUGCGGAGUACGAGGAGCAUCGCGGCAGACGCGACCUUCCAUAAGCAACUCGAGGACAAAGAUCCUCCGGCAGCUUCUGGGACUAAGGCCAUGAUCGACGCAUUCCAGGACAUCGGACAGGCUUUGGCUGACUUGGCCGCCAAUCUUUCGAACCGGGUGACGGCUCCGCUGGAAGCACUCUCCAACAGCCUGAAGGAAGAGUGCGUGGAGGAGAGGCUGAGGCUUUUGGAGCUUGAUCAGCAGGACCUGGUCUGCUCGCGAGCGGUUGCAGAGACCCUGAAGCAGAAGGAGCGGACAUCCGCUGAGCUGCAGAGCAUCGCACGCCAGGAGAAUAGCCGGAGCUGGUUCCGGCGGCCUCAGGCUCGUUUGGAGGAGAUGGCAGCCAUGGAGACUGCAGUGGUGGAAGAGCUUGCCAGUAAGAUGGACCAACAAGCAGCCUUGAAGCGAAGCAAGGACCAAUGCAUGGAACAGUUCCGGCGCUCUCUGAAGCAGUUGGAUGACAGAUGUGCAUCUCAUCUUCAUGUUCUGGCCGGCGACUUCAGCCGUUCAUUGCUUGGCGCCACGGAGAAGAUUGGACAGGUCGCCGGAGCUGUAGCUGGGAUGCGUGACAGCUUGAAGAGAGAAAGCGACACCCUGAAACCGUCGAAGACCUUUGUGGCAACACUGACUACGUUGACUACGUCGGGUGAGCCAGGAUCUCCCUCUCCAGCUGUGGCCCCCGGAAUGCAGCAAGCGCAAGCCGGAGCGCUGCAACGAGAUGAUAGGACAGACAGCGAGCUCUGCGAACUCGACGCCCAAGCCCAAGCUCCUCAAAUUGAGUUUGCUGGCACACCAAGCUCACGUACUGGCCACACACGAGAAUCCAGCAGAGGAAGCCAGGUUCCUGAAGGCAUCGCUGCAAAGGACAGCCUGCCUGAACUUGCAACUGCUGCAUUUGAUGCCUCUGUUGAAUAUGCUUCGCCUUCGCCCAAAGAUACGCUGAAAGCACUACCUGUAGAAGCCGAACAUCCCGACAGUGAGUCCGACUCGCACGCUUGGGGCCUUGAGCUUCAUUUCGAUGAGCAUGUAAAGAAACUUGGCUUUGAGAUCGUGUGGGAGGCUGAGCGUCCCUGUGUGGGAAGUAUCGUUCCAGGCGGCGAGGCAGAGAGGGCCGGCUUAGUGCCGGGCGCGGUAAUCAUGGACAUGAAUGGUAUUUCCACAUUGGGGAAGUCGCGCGACGAGCUGAUGCCCUUAUUGAAGAUUCGGCCUUUGCAACUAAACGCGCGCAUCCCCGGCGGGCAGUUGGUGGAGAACUUGCUGCUCAACGAAAGAGGCUGCAUCAAGCUAACGGACAUGGGCCUCGCGAAGAUUUGUGUUGGCAAGACAUACACUGCCUGUGGCACGCCGGACUAUUUUGCGCCAGAGCUAAUCGCAUCUACUGGUCACACGAACGCAGUGGACUGGUGGACACUGGGCAUCUUCCUCUUCGAGCUCCUCAGUGGCCACCCGCCCUUCGAGUCUUCGUACCCAAUGCAGACCUACCAGAAAAUCAUGCGCGGCAUCGCGAAGGUGGCGUUCCUGCCGAAGUGCAAGGGCUCAGCCGAGGAUCUGGUCAAGAGCCUCUGCAAGCACGAGCCUUCGGAGAGGCUUCCCAUGAAGAAGGGUGGCAGCCGGAACAUCAAGUCGCAUCCUUUCUACAAGGGUUUCGACUGGACAGCGUUCGAGACGCUCAGUGCUCGAGUUUUUUUUGUCCUCUCCGCCAUGACCCGCAAGAAAUCCGGCGCCGGGCUGGGCAAUUCAUUGGCCAAUGACCGGCGAAAGCGUGCGGAACAGGGUUACAAGGCCAGCGGUGUCGCGGAGGACAAGGCGCACAGGUCGGUGCUCGAGCAAACCUCGCUGGAUGAUUUUAUCGCCAAAGCGGAGCUUGCGAAGGCCGACUUCCACGCCAUGAGAGGUCAAGCUGUCGAGUGCACGACAGAGAUCAUCUACCGAGCAGCUAUGGACCCGGCAGCCACCCGCGAGAGGGAGGCCGAGGCCAAGAAAGUGGACGUGCCCAUCCCCUGGCGCCCGCCUUGGAAAGAGGCCUCCUCCGCAGAAGAGCUGGCCUCGGCCGAGGGCCAAGCUUUCCUCGAAUGGAGGCGAGGGCUUGCAAAGCUCGAAGAAGAGGAUGGGUUGGUAUUGACGCCUUACGAGCGAAAUCUGGACUUCUGGCGCCAGCUUUGGCGCUGCGUCGAACGCAGUGACGUCCUCGUGCAAAUCCUGGACGCACGUGAUCCUGAAUUUUACAGAUGCCGGGAUCUGGAGCGCUACAUCGAGCAGUUUCCGGACAAACGCCACCUCCUCCUGCUCAACAAGGCCGACUUCUUGAAUGCAGAGCGGCGCGAGCAGUGGACCGCUUACUGGAAAGAGAGGGGCGUGGAGACUAUCUUCUUCUCUGCCCUGCGGGAGCUCCAGAAGCAGCAGGCCUCCGCUUCCUCGAAUCGCCCGUCGGAGAAGGCGGAUGAGGUCGAGGAGGACGACAGCACCAGUGACCUCGCUGACAGCGACGCAGAGGACGAGCUGGGGCAUGUGGAUGAUGCGCAGAGUUCCGCCAGCUCCCGACGUCUUCCGCCGCACGGUCCUCUUGCGGAGCACAGGAUGAGUGGCGUUGCGGACUGCAGCCGGUUGUUGGACGAGCUGCAAGCCCGCAUGCCUCCUGGGAGCAGCUCCAGAAGAGGCAUCGUAGGCUUUGUGGGAUACCCCAAUGUCGGGAAAAGCUCGGUCAUCAAUGCACUUUUUGGGGCGAAGAAAGUGUCGAUGAGCCGUACUCCUGGCAAGACGAAGCACCUGCAAACUCUGGAGCUCAGUGAUUCUAACAUAACCCUCUGCGACUGUCCGGGCCUGGUUUUUCCAUCGGUGGUAGCCACCAAAGCACAUCUGGUCAUCAACGGAACUGUCCCCCUCGAUGAACUCCGGGAUUUCAUCGAUCCCAUUCGGCUCAUUGUCGGCAAGAUCGGCCCUGAACCGAUCCUGAAGAGGUACGGUGUCAGUGCCUCGGAGGUCCGGGACGGUGCCAUCCGCCGCGGCGUCGGCGAGACCUCGGACGAGAUGGCGCAUCAGGUUCUGUGUGGUCUGGCGACCCACCGGCACCACUUCCUAAGAGUGGGUGUGCCUGAUGAGACCUGGGCUGCGCGGCGAGUGCUCCGGGAUUUUUGCACUGGGCAGCUGCUGCACUGCGAGUUUCCACCGGGCUGCGAGUCCAGUAAGCCGAUCUGCAAUUGA